This is a messenger RNA of Homalodisca vitripennis (glassy-winged sharpshooter), 4630 nucleotides long. RefSeq names its product protein 60A (gene gbb). Gene Ontology annotation, molecular function: growth factor activity; cytokine activity. Bases 486 to 1715 code for a protein of 409 amino acids. Gene Ontology annotation, biological process: BMP signaling pathway; SMAD protein signal transduction. Gene Ontology annotation, cellular component: extracellular region. The record is from RefSeq and is a predicted model, not a curated record. NCBI's taxonomy places the organism in Eukaryota, Metazoa, Arthropoda, Insecta, Hemiptera, Cicadellidae. The transcript is spliced from 6 exons.
GGAGCAGCCUGAAAAGACGACAUUGUUUAUUUUAUUUACUUUGAAAUAGGAAUUGCAUAAAAAAUAUUUUAGUAAAAAGUAAUGUUAUUUUUUAUUCUGUUUAUUAUGCCGAAUGUGAGAUAGGCAGCUUUUGAAUUCCAUUAUAAAUGGAAAUAUGUUGCCACCAUUAAAGUAAUUACACGUUUGUUAAGUUAUCUACUUCAUCACUUUAUGUCACAGUUGGAUUCAGGUUAAGUUCGAAGUUAUAUUGUUUUGCAUUUUCUAUAUGGCUAAUCUAUUUUGAGAAGCUAUUCCAUUCCCGCCUUUGCCUUGCCCCUCAAAACUUGUUUACAGGCAGUCUUGCCUGAAGGCAUAAACAAACAGCACGGGUGGUCAGUGAUUCCUGGAAUAACCUUAAUAAAUUCAGUCGGGUGUUGAUCUUAGCAUCGCAGAGAGUAUAGUACUAGUAGUUUCAGUUGAAAUAGUGCAACGCAUUUAUAGUUACCAUGAUUCGAUUUGUUAUUUGUCAACUAAGUUUUAGUUAUGUUUUGCUGAUGUGCAACUGCAGAAUGUCUGGAUUGUAUAUAGACAAUGGAAUUGAUCAGACACUCGUUCAAAGGUUUAUGACAAGGCAAGAAAAGAGAGAGGUUGAAAAUGAAAUUUUGAAUUUAUUGGGUCUACAAAAUAGGCCUCGCCCAGCUGCUAAUUCAAAAACACUUGGAAGUUCUGCACCAAAAUUUCUCCUUGAUGUUUACAAGUCUUUACUGGACAGUUCAGUUAGUAGAACAACUAGAAGUGAAUUCAAUCUCAGUGGUCGUGAUCUACAUGCAAUUGAUGAAAGUGAUGUUAUUAUGACAUUUACAAGUAACAAUAAACAUGUAAGCAGUGUGCGUCACGAGCGAGGAAAACGGCUCUGGUUUGAUGUCUCAGAUAUACCAGUUGGAGAAACAAUAGUUGACGCCGAACUAAGAUUAUACAAAAAUUCUAACUACUCAAUGGACUCUGGAGAAAAUUUUACUGUGUCAGUGUAUCAACUGCUGCUAGAAAAUGGAGAGAAAGAACUGGAGUUUGUGGAUGCUGUCAACACCUCGUACAGUCAGGAGGGCUGGCUCAUCUUCAACAUGACUGGACCUCUCACGUCCUGGGUGACCUUUCCUCAGACCAACAAGGGUCUCUACAUGUCCGUCCACCCUGCUGACAGGCUAGUUCAUGAAAUGAGGCCUGAAGACAUUGGCAUUGUCUCAACAAGCUUGGAAGGAGAAGAGGAGAAGCAGCCGUUCAUGGUGGCAUUUUUGAAGGCAACAAGUAAUACUCCGAAACGAACUCGAAAAACAAGGGAAAUACGACGAAGGAAGAAAGCCGAAAACUCAGAAACCAGUUACUCUCGCAACCCAUUCACAGAUUCUUCCUUGUGGUCUACCAGAAGUUGUCAGAUUCAAACGCUUUAUGUCAGUUUCCGUGACUUGGGAUGGCAGGAUUGGAUUAUUGCACCAGACGGGUACGGAGCAUUCUACUGCAGCGGCGAAUGCAACUUUCCGUUGAAUGCACACAUGAAUGCAACUAAUCAUGCUAUUGUCCAAACCCUGGUCCACCUCAUGUACCCCUUCGAAGUACCCAAACCGUACUGCGCCCCAACCAAAUUGACACCAAUUUCUGUAUUGUACUUUCUUGACGACUCAAAUGUCAUUUUGAAAAAAUACAAAAAUAUGGUCGUUAAAAGCUGUGGUUGCCAUUAGCCUCCAAAGUUUUACACAAAGUCUUCCAUAUUUCUGUAUUAAAGCUUAACAUAAGAAUCAAAAAAGUAUUUUUACGUCUGUUAAUACUUAAAAGUAGAUAGUGACUUCAGAAAAGUGCCUUAUUAGUGUUAUGCUCUCUUAUUAUACUUAAGUUGAAGUUAUCAAAAUAGGCCCUUAAGAUCUGUUUCUAUAUAAGUAAUGAACAAUUUUAGAAGUAUAUUUUUAUACUAUUGUUGUAUUUUAUGUCUUAAAAAAUGUAGAUUUAGUAAAUGUUUGUAUAGUUUUAUUUUUGUACUUGUUUCUGCCAGUUGAAACACAAAACACCAUGUCGUCUGGAAUCAUCACUAAAAUAAGUUACCAUUGAAUGGAAAAAUAAAUCUAAUACAAAAUAACAAAAGUAUUCUUAACAUUUAGAACACAAUGAUUUUAUUCUCUUAGUAUAAUUAUAUCAAUUGUUGGUAUGUAUUAUGUAGUAGUUUUUAUCUAACUAAUCAUUAUUUCUUAGUUUUUAACUUAUUCCUUAACUUUAUUGAACGUGUCAAAUUAUUUUAAUAUAUCUAGCAUAAUUAUAUUUGAUUUUACUGUUUAGAACUGUGUAUAGAUUCAAAUCUUUCUCUAGUCUCCUACCAUUGUAGGAUAAUUUGAAAGCAUUGAAGUUCAAGGAAUGUUUGAAUUUUUUACUGUAAUCAACUUGAUUUUAAUGGCUUCAACCCAUUGGCUGACAUACCUAGGCCAAGAACAUUGAAGGUUGUUGAUACUAAGAUACCUAAGUUGGUUACUAGUAAAAAGUCAGAAUCAAAAUAAUGCAUCGAUCUGGGUAUUGUUUGUAGCAUACCUUGUGUUGUGUGACUGACUCAGAACAACUCUCCCCUGGAAAAAUAAUAGGAUUUCAGACAUUUGCCAUCGUUAUAUAUUACUUUUUGUAAUUUAUAAUGAUGGCAAAUGUCCAAAGUCCUAUUAUCCUUCCAAAUCAACAAUAAUAAACUUUAAAUUAAAUAUUUAUUGUCCUCCUGGAAGACAUCAGAGACAAAGUAUCAGAGAAUCACAGAAAUUUGCCAUUUUUCUAGAAGUGCCAGAAAAAUUGGUCUCCUCGUUCACUAAAUCCAUUAUAAAAUUCACUUAAUAAAGUACAGUGCUGUGUAAUAUAUCUUUGUAUUCAGGAAUUCUGAUGCAAAAAACCAAUAUUUUACGAACAAAUUGUGUUUUAACAAUAAUAAUAAUAUAACUUUAUUGUCAUAAAAGUUACAUAUUUUACAGAGUGAGUUUAGAUUCUAGGCUACACAAAGACAGGUGACAUUGUAAAAUAGAAAGUAUAAAUAAAUAAUUGUAUUUAAUUAACACAAGUAUCGUAAAUACCUAUGAGUAAAAAUACUAAAAUUUUCCAUCUAAACAUUCAUCUACUGAGUAGUAGUUUUUAUUCAACAAACAUUGUUUUAACCUAGAUUUAUAUUUUACAUUAUCCUCAAUAACUUUAACUCUUGUGGAAGCUUAUUAAAGAACUUAAUUCCCAUAUAUUCUGGAUUAUGCUCUCUCAAUGUUAAUCUAUGUUUUGAAAAUUAAACAUUACAAUUUGUUAUCUCAUUCAUAUUGAUACUUUCUAUUAAAUAAAUUGAAUGUUAGACAGAUUUCAUAAAAAUCUGCUUAUUUUAUCUGCAAACCAAACUGUUCCAAGAAAAUUUUAGAACAUAAACUGGUGCUUUAUUUACAAGAUCUCUUCCAUUAAGUGGAAUGUAAAUAUUUUUUAAAUAAUCAGUCAGGUUUUAUUCACGGUUGAAUUUUUAAACAUAAAUGAUUUAAUUCUUUUUCAUUGGGAAGUUUUUAACAAUUUUACAAGUCAUGUACUGUUUAAAACAAACUGUGUUGUGAGAUUUGGAUUCCACUUGACUAGAGAAAGAGAUGAGACUGAAAAUUUAUUAAUGUACUUUUAGUUACAAACUACAACUUAUCAUAAUUUAGUGAAAUACUUUUUAAGUUAUCAGUUUAUUCCACUAAUGUGUGUUAGCUUUUUAUAUGACCCUUUCUUUUUCCAAGCAUUUAUUAUAUUGUAAAGGGAAUGCUUUAAUUUGUAUAUUUUUAUUUUUAUUAAUUCUGAGGCAUCAUUCGAUACAAACAACUGUUAUGUUGGUGUGAAGCUGUGAUUCAGAACGUGGAUUCAAGCCUGGGUAAAUGUCACGUUGAUAGAGGUUUGAAAAGCGAUGUAAAUUCAUUGCUAGUAGAGGUGAAUCAAGUCAUUCUGUUUCAAAAACUAGCAAUAAGUCCGUGAUGGUUGUAGAACAAUUCCAUCACUAUAGAAUUUAUGUUCAAUUUGUGACUCACUAUUUUAUUGUAAACCUCAAAAUGUAUUAUUUCUUCAUUGAAACAGGAAAAAGGGAGAAAACAUCAUAGACUAUUUGUCGGUGUCACAAUUUUUGCAUCAUCCAGUAUUUGCUCUAUUAAAAGAGUAAGCAGCGCAGAUCCAUAAGUGAUCUAUGUGACAAUUCCAGGAAAAUUGUCUUCCUUUCCGUUGCUAUUGCAUAAUCUAAUGGACCCAGCUCUUUCAAUGAAAACAACUGCCCUUUUACUAAUGGCAUCACCCCAUUAAAACACAAGACAAUUUUAAACAGAGGCUACGAAAUCUGAACCACUAGGUUUGGUAUAAGUUUGAAUUUAGUUUUGACUCAUUAUAACCAGGCUUGUGGAAUAAUUAAAGCAAAACCAACCAAGAACAUUAAUUAAUUAUAUGUACUAUCAAAAUUGGUUGCUUAAUUUAUUAAUAUGUUUUCAAUUUAUGCGAAAGUCCUUGUAUCUUUGUAAUAGCUACUUGUUAAAUUUUCUGCAUAUGCAUUGUGUACCUAUUUAUUUGUAUUUAUUGUAUUAAAUAUUUUUAGUUAGUUACGUAUUUUUAUGUCUGAUCAUAAAUAAAAGUACUAUGUCAA